UAUCCUGAGCGGCUGAACACUGGGAACCUCAGCCAGAGUCCAAGAGCCCCCCACCCCCCGCCUCCCCUCCAUAUAGGAUAAGAGAGAUCUCACUCUGCUGACCUGAGAACACACGUCUCUACUCUGGUUCACGGACAAUGAACCAGAAGACCACUCUGGUGCUCCUCGCUCUAGCCGUCAUCACCAUUUUUGCCUUGGUGUGUGUCCUACUAGCCGGCAGGGGAGGAGAUGGGGGUGAACCCGGCCAAACUCCUCACUGUCCCUCCGUGUCCCCCAGUGCCCAGCCCUGGACACACCCCAGCCAGAGCCAGCUGUUUGCAGACCUGAGCCGAGACGAGCUGACAGCUGUGAUGAGCUUCCUGACCCAGCAGCUAGGGCCAGACCUGGUGGAUGCAGCCCAGGCCCGCCCCUCGGACAACUGCAUCUUCUCGGUGGAGCUGCACCUGCCCCCCAAGGCCGCCGCCCUGGCCCACCUGGACAGGGGGAGCCCCCCACCUGCCCGGGAGGCACUGGCCAUCGUCUUCUUCGGUGGACAGCCUCAGCCCAACGUGAGUGAGCUGGUGGUGGGGCCGCUGCCACGGCCCUCCUACGUGCGGGAUGUGACGGUGGAGCGUUACGGGGGCCCCCUGCCCUACCACCGCCGCCCCGUGUUGCUCCGAGAGUACCUGGACAUAGACCGGCUGAUCUUCGACAGAGAGCUGCCCCAGGCUGCCGGCCUCCUCCACCACUGCUGCUUCUACCAACGCCAAGGACAGAACCUGGUGACGAUGACCACGGCUCCCCGAGGUCUACAGUCAGGGGACCGGGCCACCUGGUUUGGUCUCUACUACAACAUCUCGGGGGCUGGCUUUUUCCUGCACCCCGUGGGGUUGGAGUUGCUGGUAGACCACAAGGCUCUGGACCCUGCCCGCUGGACCAUCCAGAAGGUGUUCUUUCAAGGUCGCUACUAUGAGAGUUUGGCCCAGCUGGAGGACCAGUUUGAGGCUGGCCUGGUGAACGUGGUGCUGGUCCCAGACAAUGGCACAGGUGGGUCCUGGUCCCUCAAGCCCCAGGGGCCCCCCAGUCCACCGCCUCCUCUGCAGUUCUAUCCCCAGGGCCCCCGCUUCGGUGUCCAGGGGAGUCGAGUGACCUCUUCAUUGUGGACUUUCUCCUUUGGCCUUGGAGUUUUCAGUGGCCCCAGGAUCUUUGACAUUCGCUUCCAGGGAGAACGACUAGCUUAUGAGAUCAGCCUCCAGGAGGCCUUGGCUGUCUAUGGUGGAAAUUCCCCGGCAGCAAUGCUGACCCGCUAUAUGGACGGCGGCUUUGGCAUGGGCAAGUACUCCACUCCCCUGACCCGGGGGGUAGAUUGCCCCUAUGGGGCCGCCUACGUGGACUGGCACCUCCUUCUGGAAUCACACAUCCCCAAGACAAUACGUGAUGCCAUUUGCGUAUUUGAACAGAACCAGGGCCUCCCCCUGAGGCGACAUCACUCAAAUUUCUACUCCCACUAUUUUGGGGGCCUUGCAGAGACAGUGCUGGUGGUCAGAUCUGUGUCGACCAUGCUCAACUAUGACUACGUAUGGGAUAUGGUCUUCCACCCCAAUGGGGCCAUAGAGGUCCGACUCCACGCCACCGGCUACAUCAGCUCAACCUUCCUCUUUGGUGCCGCCCGAAGGUACGGGAACCAGGUUGGGGAGCACACGCUGGGCACGGUCCACACCCACAGCGCCCACUUCAAGGUGGAUCUGGAUGUAGGAGGACUGGAGAACUGGGUCUGGGCUGAGGACAUGACCUAUGUCCCCACGGCAGUCCCCUGGAGCCCCGAGCACCAGGUGCAGAGGCUGCAGGUGACCCGGAAGCUGCUGGAGACCGAGGAGCAGGCCUCCUUCCCCCUGGGAGGCGUCCCGCCCCGCUACGUGUACCUGGCCAGCAACCACAGCAACAAGUGGGGUCACCUGCGGGGCUACCGCGUCCAGGUGCUCAGCUUUGCAGGGGAGCCGCUGCCCCAGAACAGCUCCUUGGAGAGAGCCUUCAGCUGGGGGAGGUACCAGCUGGCCGUGACCCAGCGGAAGGAAAAGGAGCACAGCAGCACCAGCAUCUACAAUCAGAACGACCCUUGGGCCCCCACCGUGGAGUUUGCUGACUUCAUCAACAAUGAGACCAUUGCUGGAGAGGACCUGGUGGCCUGGGUGACAGCUGGUUUCCUGCACAUCCCACACGCGGAAGACGUUCCCAACACGGUGACUGUGGGGAACGGUGUGGGCUUCUUCCUCCGACCCUACAACUUCUUUGACCAGGACCCCUCCUUCGAGUCUGCGGACUCUGUCUAUUUCCGGGAGGACCAGGACGCUGGGGCCUGCGAGAUCAACCCCCUGGCUUGCCUUCCCCAGGCUGCUGCCUGUGCCCCAGACCUCCCCACCUUCUCCCACGGGGGCUUCUCUCACAACUAAGGGGUCCCCGGGAUGGGGAGUGUGCCAGGGACCCUAGGGCCAGGCUGUGGGGAGAGGAGCAGUGGGUGCUGGGCCAGGGGGCCUGAUGCCCUCUUUUCCUUCCUUCCACCUGGAAGCUCCCCGCCUCCCCUUCCCCUCAGGCCCCCUCUCUAUGGCCCUCCCUGACACCCCCUCCCUGCUGGGAGCAUCCUGAGCCUGUGAUGCCUGGCACUGGGGGAGGGGCAGAGAUGCAACUGGGCUUUGUUGACCCCAGACCUGCUGGGUUCCUGUCCUAGAGAGAAGAAUGGCCAGCUGAUGCCUGGACGGAUGGCCAAGCUUUUCCCAGAAGACUCCUGGUUUUUUUUGCUUUCUGGUUUUCCCAAAUCUUUUUAAUCCAUCUCCGAGCCUCCUCGCUUCCUCCCUUGGGGGGUGAGGAUGGUGUUGUUGCACUGGGAAUAGUGUCCUAGAAACCCUGGGAUAGUUCCCUUGAAGCCCCAGGGCAGGGUUCCUGCCAGGCCGACACCUCCACGGAUGAGCUAGAAGGGGUUCCUUAGCCCACAUUCCUCUUAUCCAAGUCCUCCUCGCCCUCUCCCUUCCCCCACCUACUGCCUCCUCUUCCUGUUCCUACUUGUUCUUAUAGCCUGGGAUUUGUCUCCCAUCCCUCAGAGGACGUUCCUCUGUCACAAUGCUCCCUUAGUCUUUAUUUCUAAUGUAGGUCUCUUCUCCUGGCUCUCUGCCCAUGGAAGUCUCAAAAUGCAAAGGACAUCUAGUUUCAGAGGACAGCCCCUGUCUGUCCCCCUGUGUCUGUCACAACUGGAGGUAGAGUGGACCCCACCCCUGUCCCGGAGCAGGCUGUCCAUCAUGGAAGUUCUCUCCGCCCCCUUUGUAUUCACCUGCUUUGCACCCUCUGGCAAAAGGAGGGCCACACAGCAGCAGCUCAAGUGAGCCCUUGAGGCGGAUGUGUGGGUACUGGGGUAAUGAGCAGUGGUCAUUCAUGCCAGGGGUGUGAAUGAGCCCAUGUACUCCGCAGCAGCAGACCCUGAUGACAGGUGGGCGCCAAGGGUGGGAAGCAGUGAGACCUUGGAACUCCAAGAGCCACCACUUGUAGCCAUGCCAAGGAAAUGGGGAGUGGCUCCCAUCAUGGCGUCCCUCAGGGACCCUGGGUGAGGGGCGGGUGUGCCCAAAGUGAGAGAUUGCAAACCAGAGAAACAUCCUUUCCCAGAGGACUGAUUAACUAAAUUGCCUCAUGGUCUUACAACACAGUGCUGUGCAGCUCUAACAAGAAGGCUCUCUCUGUGUAUACUAAUAGGGAGUGAUGUUCCAGUGAAACAGCAAGGCACGGAAGUGUGGGUGGCGCACUUCUCCCUUGUGUGGUAGAAAGGAGGAAACUAUAAAUACAUAUUUACAUAUAUAUGCAUAUUCAGAAGAAACCAGUGAUAACUGUUGUUUUUGGGGGAAGGGAACUGGGAAGCAGGGA
Molecule: messenger RNA, 3885 nt
Organism: Lontra canadensis (Northern American river otter)
Lineage: Eukaryota; Metazoa; Chordata; Mammalia; Carnivora; Mustelidae
Gene: AOC3
Product: amine oxidase copper containing 3
Biological process (GO): amine metabolic process; response to antibiotic
Cellular component (GO): Golgi apparatus; endoplasmic reticulum; plasma membrane
Molecular function (GO): copper ion binding; primary methylamine oxidase activity; quinone binding
Source: RefSeq, a predicted model, not a curated record